Molecule: messenger RNA, 2002 nt
Organism: Prorocentrum cordatum
Lineage: Eukaryota; Dinophyceae; Prorocentrales; Prorocentraceae
Source: the annotation of a GenBank genome assembly
AUGGCGCCGCACCACGUCCGCGCCCUCGUCGGCCAGGGCAUCCGCGUCAUCGUGCAGCCCUCGACGAGGCGGAUAUUCACCGACGAGGAGUAUCAGAGCGCGGGCGCCGAGCUCAACGAGGACCUCUCGGAGUGCGCCACGAUCUGCGCCGUCAAGGAGGUGCCCAUUGACCUCCUCCUGCCAGGCCGCACCUGGCUCUUCUUCUCCCACACCAUCAAGGCGCAGCCGGCCGGCAUGCCCCUGCUGGACGCGGUUCUGGAGAGGAAGGUACGACUCGUGGAUUACGAGUGCAUCACCCAGACGGGCAACCGCAGGGACCAGCGAUUGGUGGCGUUCGGCAACUACGCCGGCUACGCGGGUGCCAUCGACUUCCUCCGCGGCCUGGGCGAGCGCUUCCUCGCGCUGGGCUACAGCACCCCUCUGCUCCACAUCGGCUCGGCGUUCAUGUACCCGAGCCUGGCUGAGGCGAAGCGCGCCGUGGAGCUGGCUGGCGAGUCCAUCCGCACGAAAGGGUUGCCGGCGGCCCUUUGCCCCUUCACCGCCGUCUUCACUGGCAGCGGCAAGGUCACCAACGGCGCCCUGGACAUCUUCAAGCUGCUCCCGCACGAGAUGGUCGCCCCGAGGGACCUGGCUGGCAUCUGCAGCGGGCAUGCGGACAAUCGCAAGUACAUGUCCAUCACCACCGCGGAGGAUAUGGUGCGGCGCCGUGACGGCAGCCCCUUCAACAAGGCGGAGUACUACGCGGAGCCAGAGAAGUACGAGUCCAUCUUCAUGGACCGGAUUUUGCCGUACAGCACCGUCAUCAUCAACGGCAUGUAUUGGGACCAGCGUUUUCCGAAGCUGUUCACGCACGAGGAUCUGCACAAACAGGUAGUGGCUGGGCACGACCGGCUCCUGGGCUUCACCAGCAUAGAGCAGCCGUUCUUCGUCUUCAACGCGCUGACGGAGAAGGUAUCCGACAACCUUGACGACCCCGGUGUGCUCUUCCACGCCGUGGACCACUUGCCCUCGGAGCUGCCCCGCGAGGCCUCGGAACACUUCGGGGACAGCCUCCUCCCUUUCCUGCCGGACCUGGCGUACGAGGCCCCCCCUUUCGCCCCGGCCCGCCCGCGCGAAGCCGGCGAGAGGACUCCGAGAAGCUCUCCCCUCAGAUCCGCGGGGCGAUCAUCGCGGAGGGAGGCCAGCUGACUCGGGACUUCCGCUACAUCGAGCAGCUCCGUAGCCUCAGCCGCGCGGACGCGGACGACGCGGGCACCGCCGGCGAGUACGCGGGCGUGCACCCACACGGCGCGCACGGUCCUCCGGCCUGCGCGACGCUGGAGAGCUCUCCGGGCACCUCUUCGACACCAAGACCAUCAACCGGGUGUGCGACCUCGUGGAGUCCGCGAAGGCCCGCCUGCACAUCCUGAGCAUCGACGUCGGCACCACCAUCCGCGACGAGUCCUUCCUCUCCAUCCUCGUCAUGGCGCAGACGGACGAGCACCUCCAGGAGGUGGAGGCCCAGAUCGAAGGCGUGGCGGCCGAGGCCAAUGUCACGCUGCGCCGAGCGGGGCAGGAGGCCAAGGCGCGCAGCGGCGCGGUCCAGCCCGCGGGGCCCAGGCGCGAGAUCCUCGUCCUCGGCGCGGGCUUCGUGUCUGGCCCGCUGGUGGAGUACCUCCUGCGGCGCCCCGAGAACUCGCUCACCGUGGCCAGCAUCCUCAAGAAGGACCAAGAGGGUCGAGGCCUUCGCGAAGCGCUUCGGGCCCCGCGUGCGGCCGGAGGUGGUGGACAUCACCUCGACCGCCGCGGAGGCCGUGGCGUCCACGGAGGCCCUGGUCUGCGCCGCGGACGUCGUGGUGUCGCUGGUGCCCGCCAGCCUCCACGUCGGCAUCGCGAGGCUCGUGAUCAAGCACAAGAAGCAGAUGGUCACCGCCUCGUACGUCAGCCCGGAGAUGCAGGCGCUGGACGGCGAGGCCCGCGCCGCGGGCGUGCUGAUCAUCAACGAGGUGGGCCUGGACCCGGG